AUAAUUUCUCAGGAACGCGUUUGGUCGCUAGCUUCACUCAGGUCGGAGAGUUGGUCAGUAAAGAAAUACAGCAAGGGCUUUGUAAUUGAUUGCUAAAUGCAGCUUUUAAAUUUUACAUAAACUAAACGCUUGAGCUGUUAUCUAGUAUUUUAAAUCUCGUAAAUUGCAAGUGGUAUUUAACAUACUUCGUUAUAGUUCAUCCGGACAUAAAACCCGACUCUAGCCAUGGCUGGCAGUAGCACAGCGAUGAAAACAUGGGAGCUGUCAAACAGCAUGCAGGAAGUUCAGAGUAUUGAUGAAAUAUAUAAGUAUGAUAAAAAGCAACAACAAGAAAUUCUGGCAGCCAAACCGUGGACUAAAGACCAUCAUUAUUUUAAAUACUGCAAGAUAUCAGCUUUGGCACUGCUGAAGAUGGUGAUGCAUGCCCGAUCUGGAGGAAACCUAGAGGUGAUGGGACUUAUGCUGGGGAAGGUGGAUGGAGAGACCAUGAUCAUCAUGGACAGUUUCGCUCUACCCGUGGAGGGCACUGAAACGCGGGUCAAUGCUCAGGCUGCAGCCUAUGAAUACAUGGCUGCUUAUAUAGAGAAUGCUAAACAGGUGGGGCGGUUGGAGAAUGCGAUUGGAUGGUACCACAGUCAUCCUGGAUACGGCUGCUGGCUUUCAGGCAUAGAUGUCAGCACUCAGAUGCUUAACCAGCAGUUUCAAGAGCCCUUUGUCGCAGUAGUGAUUGAUCCCACAAGAACUAUAUCCGCAGGGAAGGUCAAUCUUGGAGCGUUCAGGACAUAUCCGAAGGGUUACAAGCCUCCAGAUGAGGGUCCAUCUGAAUACCAAACAAUACCGCUUAACAAGAUUGAGGACUUUGGAGUGCACUGCAAACAGUAUUAUGCUUUAGAAGUGUCUUAUUUUAAGUCUUCCCUGGACCGCAAACUCCUAGAGCUGUUGUGGAAUAAGUAUUGGGUCAACACUUUGAGCUCCUCCAGCCUUCUGACAAAUGCAGACUACACCACUGGACAGGUGUUUGACUUGUCUGAGAAGCUCGAGCAGGCAGAAGCUCAGCUGGGACGUGGCAGUUUCAUGCUGGGCUUAGACACACAUGAUAGGAAAUCUGAGGACAAACUAGCAAAGGCAACACGAGACAGCUGCAAGACAACCAUUGAAGCAAUUCAUGGUUUGAUGUCCCAAGUUAUCAAAGAUAAACUCUUCAAUCAAGUGAACACAUCUGCCAACUGAACAUGGAAGGAACUGAAGUUAGAUGACUUCACAUGCAGUGUUUGCUUAGUUAUGUGUUCUUUCGUUACGAUUCUGCUUUGAAAGAUUCAAAGGAAUUCUCCUGUAGGAAUGUUUGCAUCAUUUAUCAUUUGUUUAAACAAAGAAAUAAAUGCUGUUUGGGUUCAUUAGUUGACAGACAUCAGGUCUUUUGCUUCUUUUCUUAAACUUCAUUUUUUUAAUUUGUCCUCAAAAUAUUGCAUCCCGUUUACUGCUAAAGUCUUGUCUGAAAUUAUAACUCACACAGCUCAUCGUCAAAGCUGUCCUUUAGAUCAAGACAAAUUAGUUUUCCUUUGCGCUGUAUGUUAGCAGAUGUUUGAAAUGUAUUCUCCUCUGGGUUCAGUGUGUAACACGGUACCGCUCCAUUCCCAUUUCCCACAGCUUGUGUCAGGAGCUGUAACAGCAGUAUUCAACAUUAAACUUAACAAAAACCACAGUGCUCCACAAGAGGUCAUUUUCAUAUUUGCCAGUCAUAGCAUUACAUAAUGGAAUAACAAACUCAGCAGCCCAAAGAUAAACAUAGCCUGGCAUGGCCGCAGCGCAUCUGU
Messenger RNA from Sinocyclocheilus grahami, 1814 nucleotides. Its product is annotated as COP9 signalosome complex subunit 5. Lineage: Eukaryota; Metazoa; Chordata; Actinopteri; Cypriniformes; Cyprinidae. The record is from RefSeq and is a predicted model, not a curated record. The coding region runs from base 226 to 1230 and encodes 334 amino acids. Gene Ontology annotation, molecular function: protein binding; metallopeptidase activity. The transcript has 8 exons.